Salvia hispanica is the source of this 908-nucleotide messenger RNA. RefSeq lists its product as uncharacterized. The record is from RefSeq and is a predicted model, not a curated record. NCBI's taxonomy places the organism in Eukaryota, Viridiplantae, Streptophyta, Magnoliopsida, Lamiales, Lamiaceae.
UUCAGCUACCGCCGCGGUGGUUUCGUUGGUGGAGGCGGCGGCGGUGGUGGCGUGAAGUAUAAAAUCAAUUGACAAUGCUGGAAAACCCUAGUUCAGAUGCUCCAGCUGCCACCGUCAAGCGAUACGCUCCACCGAAUCAACGGAACCGAUCACUUGGCAGGCGUAAAUCUGGUGGAGAUCGACUAGAACGGGCAAACAUCUAUGCGAAUGAUGUAGAUAGGAACCCAGUUGGUGCAACCAAAGGUGGUGGUCUCACAGAUCAUGGGGAUUUAGGCUACAAUGUUCGUGCCAAUGAAAAUCUUCGUGCAAAGUUAAUUCCUUUACAAGGAUGUUGUAACAGUGAAGCUUCUCAGCUGCUGAACAGCCGUUGGACAGCUGCCAUGAAUGCACAUAGCAGUUUGCCAGAAGAUUCAUCUGAGAGGCCAGUUGUGUAUGCAAGGAAGAAUGCUGCGCCAUGGGGUCACUCAAUUCUUCCACACCUGCUGAUCCAGCCUACUGGUGGGGUCUCUACUGGGUUGCAGGGAGAUUUCUUAAAUGAACUCCGACAGGCUAUGGAUAAUGCAAGUCCCUUCUCCUAAUCUGUUGCUCACCACCUAUAUGCGAUUAACUUUGCAUUUGGUGGAUUUGAUCCUUGAGCUGUAUGACUAGGAUUUGAUGUAUGUGCUUUAUGCCAUGCUGCCCCUUCCAAUGUAAUCUAUCCGCCUGGCACCAAUGUCGAAGAUGAUUCAGUGUUGUUACCUGCUUGUGUAUCAUAGGAUGCUAUACUUCUGUUGAAGUCCACGUUUCACCUUGUAAGACAAUCAGAUCUUGUCUUGUUCAGUAGCACUUGUUCUGAUCUAACAUUUGAUUAAACGAUUUUCAUCUUCCUUGGGAAGGGACCCUUAGGUUUGAAUAUAAUUAUUUUCCUA